CGAGAUUUGACUUGAAAAAGACUAAAACGAAAAGAGAGAAGAUAUGGCGAACACGGCUCACCUCGUUCGCCGGCAAAGUUCCCGCGAUCUAAAGCCCCAGAAAAGCAUCGAUAAGCUCGAAAUGAAAGAGAUGCGUGGUAGAUUAGUGGUGGAUAAUCGGAAGAACGUCGCCACUGUCAAUUACGGGGCCACUAAUGCGGCCUUCGAAGACACCAGCCCUAACAAGAACAAAAUAGGAAACGGCCCCGGCAACAAUGAUGGCAAGGCGACUUUUCGACCGGAAGCGGGCGAAGAUGAGCGUGAAAAUUGGGAUAGUAAGCUCACAUUUCUCUUGGCGACAGUAGGAUAUGCAGUAGGCCUUGGAAACGUAUGGCGGUUCCCUUAUCUAGCUCAGAAGAACGGUGGAGGCGCUUUUCUGAUCCCUUAUUUCGUGAUGCUGGCCAUCGAGGGUAUUCCUAUAUUUUAUUUAGAAUUGGCAAUCGGCCAGAGACUAAGAAAAGGCGCUAUUGGAGUAUGGAAUCAGGUAUCCCCGUAUAUGGGCGGCAUCGGAAUUAGCAGUGCCAUAGUCUCCUUUAACGUGGCUCUUUACUACAAUACAAUUAUCGCCUGGUGCCUAUUUUAUUUCGUUCAGAGUUUCCAAUCGCAACUACCAUGGGCAGAGUGUCCCAAUAGGUAUUUCCAAAAUGGAUCUUACGCACCUGAACCUGAGUGUUUGGUCAGUAGCCCUACGCAAUAUUUCUGGUAUCGAACCACUCUGAUGAUAUCUAAGGACAUAAAUACCCCAGAAGUGUUUAAUUGGAAAAUUGCUCUGGCACUAAUUAUCGCUUGGAUUCUCGUCUACAUGUGCAUGAUUAAGGGUAUCGCGUCUUCAGGCAAGGUCGUAUACGUAACCGCCACGUUUCCAUACAUUGUCCUGAUUAUUUUCUUCUUCCGAGGCGUGACGUUGACGGGUAUGUCGGACGGUCUGCGGCAUCUCUUCACUCCAAAAUGGUGGACGUUGACCGAUCCUGUAGUUUGGCUGGAGGCUGGAACGCAAAUCUUUUUCUCCUUAGGCCUAGCUUUCGGCGGUCUGAUAGCGUUCUCUUCGUACAACCCAGUGAAUAAUAAUUGUUAUCGUGACGCCAUCAUGGUCAGCCUGACGAAUUGCUUCACGUCUAUGUUCGCGGGAAUCGUCGUCUUUUCGAUCAUAGGGUUUAAGGCUACCAUGGUUUACGAACAAUGCUUAUCGGAAAAGAAUAACACGUUAAUGAGUAUAUUCGGUCAUGUCGAUAAAAUACCUGAAGACAUCCCGAUUGCUGGUACGCUGCUAAAUGUCACAGAUGGAAAUGGAUCACUAGAUAAUUUGAUAAUGCCAGAACUGCCCGAAUGCGAUUUGGAGAAGGAGUUAGAUAACUCGGCGUCAGGCACAGGUUUGGCGUUUAUCAUCUUCACCGAAGCGAUCAAUCAGUUUCCUGGUGCUCAAUUUUGGUCGGUAUUGUUUUUCCUGAUGCUAUUCACCUUAGGAAUCGAUUCCCAGUUUGGUACUUUGGAAGGUGUUGUUACUAGCAUCGUCGAUAUGAAACUCUUCCCGAAUUUAAGAAAGGAGAUUUUGACAGGUGUUAUUUGUUUGGUGUGCUGUAUAAUUUCUAUGGCCUUCGCUCAUGGAGCUGGCAGUUACGUCUUCGUACUGUUCGAUAGUUUCAGCGGAAACUUUCCAUUGCUCAUAAUUGCGUUCUUCGAAUGUAUAGGAGUGUCCUAUGUUUACGGUUUGAAGAGAUUCGCUGACGAUAUCGAAUUGAUGACCGGCAACCGGCCUGGCCUCUACUGGUUAAUAUGUUGGAAGUAUCUUAGUCCAUUGGCGAUGUUGAGUAUUUUGAUUGCGUCUUUUGUCGAAAUAUUUUUCGAAGGAAGCGGUUAUCCAGCCUGGGUGGCGAGUAAAGGCAUUACGGAGAGACAGGAAUGGCCCGUUUGGGCUUUAGUGCUCAUCGCCAUUCUUAUUCUUACUUCCGUUUUAUGGAUACCCGCAGUUGCUAUUUGCAGAUAUUUUGGAAUUCUCAUCAUUGACGACAACGAAAAGGCCUGGUUCCCCGCGGCGGACUUGAAAGAAUUCCACGGAAUUAUGCCGCAUGAAGUGACAAUGGCUGAGACAUUGCUGUUUUGCAUCAGGAGUGAUGGUUCCGAAGGAUUGUGCUGUCCUACGGGCGGUCCCAGUGACGAUGAAGAUGAAGAUCUCACCUAGGAUCAAUCUCGAUCGCGACGCGCGUUUCCGUGGAUGAUUUCGUCUCAAGAAACGCUCUAUCUCAUUCUGUGACGACCAUUUUCGACUGCUGCUGUUGCCGUUUUGUCGAAAAUGGCUGCAAUCCAUUUUGGUGAAUCUGGUCGAUUUGUAGUCAGCGCAUCCGCGUGGUAGGAUCUUGUCUAUUGCGUCAAUUAACGUAAGCUUCGGCGAUAGAAGCCGUUCC
Mycetomoellerius zeteki is the source of this 2441-nucleotide messenger RNA. RefSeq names its product sodium-dependent neutral amino acid transporter B(0)AT3. Gene Ontology annotation, biological process: amino acid transport; sodium ion transmembrane transport; nitrogen compound transport. The record is from RefSeq and is a predicted model, not a curated record. Bases 44 to 2218 code for a protein of 724 amino acids. Gene Ontology annotation, cellular component: plasma membrane. The transcript has 13 exons. Lineage: Eukaryota; Metazoa; Arthropoda; Insecta; Hymenoptera; Formicidae.